Messenger RNA from Humulus lupulus (European hop), 1466 nucleotides. Its product is annotated as protein phosphatase 2C 57. The record is from RefSeq and is a predicted model, not a curated record. Bases 109 to 1287 code for a protein of 392 amino acids. Lineage: Eukaryota; Viridiplantae; Streptophyta; Magnoliopsida; Rosales; Cannabaceae. Gene Ontology annotation, molecular function: protein serine/threonine phosphatase activity; cation binding. Gene Ontology annotation, biological process: protein dephosphorylation. The transcript has 11 exons.
CCAAACUAACUCCCCCAAACCAUCACUCCCACUGGUUCUCCCAAUCCCCGACUCGGGUCGCCAACUCAGUCGCACCAGGGACUGAUAGAGCUUACUAGUAACAAAACCAUGGCUUUGUUAAGCCAGCAACUGCAGAGGUUCCUCCUCACCAAAUCCCUCGACAGCCACUCCUUCAAAUCCAACCCCACCAGAUCAACUAGCAGUGUCCCCACUCUAAAACCCAGAACCCGAACUUGCUCCGGCGCCAUAGCCAUCGAUGCCCAGUCUUCUCCGAUGGCCGACGUCGCCGGCGUAAGGUGGGGUUCGACCAGUUUGCAGGGCCCCCGAGAGGAGAUGGAAGACGACGUCGUUGUACGAUCAGAUGGGCUUGAUGGGUUUUCCUUCGCUGCUGUCUUUGAUGGCCAUGGCGGAUCCGCCUCUGUCAAAUUUCUCAGGGAUGAGCUUUACAAAGAGUGUUGUACGGCUUUAAAAGGUGGGCUGUUACUGACUGAAAAGCAUUUCAAUACCAUUAGAGAUGCUCUUCAGGAGGCUUUUCAAAAAGCUGAUCAAAAGUUGUUGAAUUGGCUUGAAUUGAAUGGGGAGGAAGAUGAAUCUGGCUCAACAGCUACGGUUAUAUUAAUAGGAAAUGAUAUGAUGUUCGUUUCACACAUUGGUGAUUCAUGUGUGGUUCUAUCUCGUUCUGGUAAAGUAGAGGUAUUAAGCGAUCCGCAUCGACCAUAUGGAAGCAACAAAGUCUCUCUUCAAGAAAUUAGAAGGAUCAGAGAAGCAGGUGGAUGGAUUGUCAAUGGAAGAAUUUGUGGAGACAUUGCUGUAUCCCGUGCUUUUGGAGACCAGAGGUUUAAAACAAAGAAAAAUGAGAUGCUGAAGAAAGGUGUUCAAGAAGGGAGAUGGACUGAAAAAUUUGUUUCUCGUGUACAAUUCAAUGGAGACUUGGUUACAGCAUCUCCAGAUGUUUUUCAAGUGGCUCUGGGCAAAGAUGCAGAGUUUGUACUGUUAGCAUCUGAUGGCUUAUGGGAUUACAUAAACAGCUCAGAAGCAGUUGCUUUUGUGAGGGACCAACUUAGACAACAUGGAGAUGUUCAGCUUGCUAGCGAAAAGCUUGCCGAAGCCGCUCUGGAUCGUCGCACGCAAGAUAAUGUCAGCAUCGUCAUUGCUGAUUUGGGGCAAACAGAUUGGCGAAAUUUGCCGCUUCAAGAACAAAACUUUUUCUUGGAAUUAGGCCAAGCUGUAGCCACCCUUGGAAUCGUAUCGCUUGGAGUUUGGAUGACAACUUUGCUUUCUUCAUAAGUUUUUGGAAGGAAUCCCAACAAUGUAUAGGAACCAACCAACAUAGUAAACAAAAUGAAUGUAGAAGUGUUCAUUUAGAGUUGGUAUGAUCUGUAUAACGUAAUUGUACAUGUCUCAUACCUUGAUUAUGUACACUACUCUUUGGUUUAGGUUAUUCAAGAGUAAUCUUGGCAUAGUAA